GUUGAUACCCGAUUCCUCAAAUUGGACUACACUCGCAGGCACUUACGGAUACAUCGCUCCAGAGCUUGCAUAUACAAUGAGGGUGACUGAAAAAUGCGAUGUAUAUAGCUUUGGUGUUGUGGCACUUGAAGUGAUGAUGGGAAGUCAUCCUGGGGAGCUCAUCUCCUCUUUGUCAUCAUCAAGUAGUAGACAAGAUACACUGCUAAAAGAUAUGCUGGACCAACGUCUCUCAGAUCCGAUGGCUGAUGUUGCACAGGAAGUCUUAUUUGUGGUAUCCAUGGCUCUUGCAUGCAUUCGGCCAGAUCCAGACUCUCGGCCAACCAUGCGACAUGUGGCUCAGGAGCUUUCUAUUAGAGGGCCUUCUUUCUCUCUACAGCCAUUCCAUGCAGUUACAUUACGUCACCUGAUGGAUCUGAAGGUAUAGUUGGGUGGAUGAAGUUUGUGGACAUGUGGUGGCAUGAACAUUAUUACUGUGUUUGUUGUAUGAAAAUCAUCGAGCAUGGAGAAGGUGUUUUUCUUGUUAUGAUAUGUACAUAAUUUAGUGUGUAGAAUCGAUGUUUAUAGAAAUGUAGUAUUUUAGCGUUGGUGAUCGAAAUCCAUAUGUAAUAAAGUAUUUGAAAGAAUAAAGAUGUUUUCUUGUGUGA
This is a messenger RNA of Magnolia sinica, 644 nucleotides long. RefSeq names its product MDIS1-interacting receptor like kinase 2-like. The record is from RefSeq and is a predicted model, not a curated record. Bases 77 to 424 code for a protein of 115 amino acids. Gene Ontology annotation, biological process: protein phosphorylation. Gene Ontology annotation, molecular function: protein kinase activity. The transcript is spliced from 2 exons. Lineage: Eukaryota; Viridiplantae; Streptophyta; Magnoliopsida; Magnoliales; Magnoliaceae.